GAGAGUGAGUGAGUGAGAGAAGAAUCAGAGAAAAUGCCGCCGAAAUUGGAUCCAUCUCAAAUCGUCGACGUCUACGUCCGAGUCACCGGAGGUGAGGUCGGAGCAGCGUCUUCACUCGCUCCAAAGAUCGGUCCACUCGGUCUGGCACCAAAGAAGAUCGGAGAAGACAUCGCCAAAGAGACAGCGAAAGAAUGGAAAGGUCUUCGAGUCACCGUGAAGCUUACGGUACAGAAUCGUCAAGCUAAGGUCACAGUGGUUCCAUCCGCAGCGGCUCUAGUCAUCAAAGCCCUCAAGGAGCCAGAGAGAGAUAGGAAGAAAGUGAAGAACAUCAAACAUAAUGGCAACAUUUCGUUUGAUGAUGUGAUUGAGAUUGCUAAGAUAAUGCGUCCUAGAUCUAUCGCUAAGGAAUUGAGUGGAACAGUGAAGGAGAUUUUAGGAACUUGUGUCUCUGUUGGUUGCACUGUUGAUGGUAAAGACCCUAAGGAUCUUCAGGAAGAAAUUAACAGUGGUGACAUUGAUAUUCCUAACGAGUGAUAAAGGUUUUUACUUUUGAGUUCUCUAUCGUUUUAUUUUUUGUAUUUGAUUUUGAGGAUUUGGUAUUAGUAAUACUAUAUUUCGGAAGUUGAGAAUUGUUGGCUUUUGCCCAUUUGAAUCCUUUCUUGGGAUUAAUCAAAAUGUUCAAUUUUCUACAAUCUGUCAAGUUGGUUUUGAGUCUCUAAAGAUUCAAGAUUUUAUUUUUGAAUGCUUCACUUGAUUGAUUAGUAGUUGUCGAGAGUGCUUAAGAUUUAGUCUGUCUCGUUUCCCUGCAUCAUUUAGAUUAUGACUUGUUGAAUACAUCAAAAGGUUUAUGACUUUGUAUAAUGAGGUAAUUAGUUGAGUGUUUCUUUGGUUGUUGGUCUUCUAAGGCUAUGUUUAGAUUAGAUGGAAAUGUGAUAGUUUCUGUUUAUUGUAUUAGCAAUGUCCUUUGUGUUUGGUUACCAUCUGGUUUGGGAUAAACCAUUCUUUGUCUACUUCAUUGUGUUAGAUCUUUAGUUUUGAUUGAUAUGAGAUGUUAUUAGAUUGACCGCAAAAACAUAUGUUAAGCUCGGUCCUUCUG
Arabidopsis thaliana (thale cress) is the source of this 1096-nucleotide messenger RNA. RefSeq names its product Ribosomal protein L11 family protein. Gene Ontology annotation, cellular component: ribosome. The transcript has a single exon. The record is from RefSeq and is marked reviewed. NCBI's taxonomy places the organism in Eukaryota, Viridiplantae, Streptophyta, Magnoliopsida, Brassicales, Brassicaceae. Bases 34 to 534 code for a protein of 166 amino acids. Gene Ontology annotation, biological process: translation. Gene Ontology annotation, molecular function: structural constituent of ribosome; mRNA binding.